Lagopus muta (rock ptarmigan) is the source of this 3213-nucleotide messenger RNA. It is a transcript of the gene GGACT, whose product is annotated as gamma-glutamylamine cyclotransferase. NCBI's taxonomy places the organism in Eukaryota, Metazoa, Chordata, Aves, Galliformes, Phasianidae. The transcript has 3 exons. Gene Ontology annotation, molecular function: gamma-glutamylaminecyclotransferase activity. The coding region runs from base 453 to 926 and encodes 157 amino acids. The record is from RefSeq and is a predicted model, not a curated record.
UUAGCCUGUAAGAUGGCCCCUGAGUGCGUCCCGGCGUGCCGCUCCGGAGCUGCGGGAGCGCUGCGUGCGGCAUCGGGUCCUCGGAGCGCUGAGUGAGCGCUGAGGUGACCCCGGCUGGGCCUGAUGACGGGGUUAUGGAAAGUGGGUUAGCAGGAAAAACACCUCGUUUAAAGGGAGAACAAAAAGGAAAUUGCGUGCGUGCCCCUGUGGCGGCUGACAGCAGCGUCCUAACAGGAUAGCACCUCAGAUCAGUGGUGCUGCCAGCCUUGCUUGGGAUGGGAUUUAUUUUCUGUCUCGGCUUCGGGGCUUCUUCAUUUGUUCAUUGCUUUUUUUCUGCUAUGCUCUAAGAAUGCCAGUGUGUCUCCUUGUAGAGCCUGACUUAGAGACAGCAGUUUAUCUCCAGAACCCAGCUGCCUAAAAGUGGACUUCAGUUCGUAUUCCCUCCAGGUACGAUGGCUCGUGUCUUUGUGUAUGGCACGCUUAAAAAGGGCCAGCCCAACUACAAGCACAUGAUCAACACCGCCAAGGGGAUCGCAAAGUACCAAGGGAGGGGUCGCACAGUGGAGAAAUACCCUCUGGUGAUUGCAGGGAAAUACAACAUCCCCUAUAUGCUCAACAUCCCGGGCACGGGACACCACAUCGCAGGGGAGAUUUACACUGUGGAUGACCAGAUGCUGCGCUUCCUCGACGAAUUUGAAGGCUGCCCAGACAUGUACCAGCGCACAACGAUGAGAAUUGAGGUGGUGGAGUGGGAGGGGAAGAGCGGCACAGCUGAGGUGCGAGCAGCCAGCAGCGGAGUGAUGGAGUGCUUCGUGUACAACACCAGCACCUACCAGCCUGAGUGGGUCCAGCUGCCCUACCAUGACAAUUACGAUUCCUCUGGAACCCACGGCCUCUCCUACGUGCUACGAGAGAACAGAGAUUGAGCCAGCACAGCCCUGCGAAGACAGUUCUAAGCAGGUGUUGUGUGGCAGCCCUACCAGCAACCCCAUAUUGCCUUUCUCUUAAAUCCCCAGAUCUGUAACAUUCCAGACCUGGGCACGCUGGCUCUAGUGCUGCAGUGCUGUAGGCCUAGAGACUGGCACAGCCUUGUACCAUCACUAACCCACCCUAACUGGUUUCUCAUGAUGGCCGAAAUAACUGUGUUUGUGCACAGCAGUGAGGGGGUUUAUGUUCUUUCCUGCCCCCCGACCCCUUCACCUCAGUGCACGGCCAAGGUGAGUGGAAGGCAGAUGAACACACUAAUUCUUUCUUACCUGAGCUGAUAAAUUUAUCACAUGUGUUCCAUAAGCUGGGUGGAGUAAUGACGUUAUUGUACUAAUAGCUAAAACUGAUUUUAAAAAAUCAUAUCUGCAAGCAACGUAAAAUGCACGGCUAAUAUUGUCCUGUAAUGGUAGGCUACUGAAUGUAAACCAAGCAGCAGGCAAAUGUCUGUGGGGGAAAAAUGACCACACAGGUAGUCUGCGCUUUGGGAAAAAUACAACAGUGCUGUAGAAAUAAAGGGAAGAGAUUUUUAAAGAUGACUGUUCUUACUUCAUAAUGUUUUUUCUGAACUGGAGGUGAUUCUUUUUAAAAUACAUUUAGUUUUAUGAGAUACUGUAAAGAAAUAUUAAAGAAUUAUUAAAGAGAAUUCCAUUUAAAAUCGUAUAUGUUUCAUUUAGCAUCCUAAGUAAGCGCUCUAGGUACCGUUCUCAGUUCACUGAGUGACUGGGAUCUGGAUGCUGAGGGCCAGAAAAGCAAACCUGACUUCAGCUGCCCACUGCACCACACCAGCUGCAGCUAUGGUGAGCACUAUUAAGGCGACGCUGAGCCAAGCACUUUCAUGGAGAACUUGCAGUUGUAUGCAAACUGAAUUUUCUACAGGGGGGAAAGAUCCUUAAUCAUGUUAUUAAAAAAAUAAAAAAGGACCUAUAUGUGAUUACUGCAACAUUUAAAGACUACUGUCCUCAUGACCCAACCAACUGCGCUGGCUACAGUACAAUCUGGGGAUAUUGUGGUUGUGUUGUUGCACUGCUGUGCCUUUUAUUUCCUUCAACUGCAGCGUUUGGUACACUGACAUUGUAUAAUUUAGAAAGCUGCUGCAGGGACAAGGCUGCGAGUGGGGAAUGUGUGUCGUGCAGUGAGCCAGAGUACAAUGAAGUGUACCAAGGGGACUGUUCAGAACUGUAUUGUACUUCUGCUUCACUGGCAGGAGCUCUGGGAUGGCCAGAGAUCAGCACAGGGAGCCAGGGUAAGGAACCAGCCUGAACUUCAUUAGUAAUGGGCAUUGCUGCCAUUCAAGUAGAAAAACAGACUGAGAGGUUGUGCUUCUGCAGCAGGCACACUGAACUCUGAAAUGCUUUUCAAGCAGAAUAUUCAUUUUGUAAAUCUUUUCAUCGUGCUUCAGUUUAGGGCAACGUGCAGAGCCUGAGCAGUGCCCCUUCUGGAUGAGGAAAGAUGGCACCAAGGACAUUCCUAGGGAAGCCUGCAGGGUCUCUGCCUCAGUUUCUCCAAAGCUCUGAUUUUAUGAACACUCCUAAUCCCUCACUUUAGAAGGAGCCCCUGCACAACAAGAGGUCAGACACGUUGAUCUCCAGGCCUGGAGGAGCUCAGAGGACAGCGUGCUUGGCCUGAAGGUGGCUAAGGGCACUUGAGGCCCAUGCCUGGAAGGCCUUGUAUCCAGUGACCAACAGAAAGAAGAUAAAGGGGAGGGCGUUUGAGUAUGGAGUCUGAGUAAAAGAGAAAAUUCCCUUAGAGCUGCAAGUGAAAAUACAAGGGAAAUUCUGCAGUAGCAAAAUAAAGCAUCUAACCCAUAAUUUAAAGCUAGUCUGGAUAAAGGCUUCACAAUAUUAUAGUAAGUCUGACCAGAAUUUAAGCAGUAAUUGUUCAGCACUUACACAGAGUGUAGGAAACUGCUGAGUCCAUUCAGUGGUUAAUUUGUCGCUCCUAUCAACCAUUCUGUACAAUUUGGCUGGGGCCUCAAACCAGUGAGAUUACCAUGGAGAAGAUUAAUCAGCUUCAGGCUUUUGUUAUGUUUUCUUUUUAAAAAACAAGCUUUUCCUGUUUUAAAGCAGAAAUGGUAUUUUAUUGAUUCUACUUGAUCCUGAAAAAUCAAAGAAUUACAAAGGUUAUGUACAAGUAUUUCUGGAAGUAAAAAUCUGAGAUCUGUUGCCAAGGUUUAACAUCUGUGUUUGCUGUCUUAACCACUGAUACAAUAAAUAUGGCUCUAUAAGA